Tinamus guttatus (white-throated tinamou) is the source of this 1689-nucleotide messenger RNA. The record is from RefSeq and is a predicted model, not a curated record. Lineage: Eukaryota; Metazoa; Chordata; Aves; Tinamiformes; Tinamidae.
AGUGAGAGAGGUGCUGUCUUGUAUUGCAGAGCCAAGGAAGAGCAGUGUUGCUGUUGGUAGAGUGCAUUGCUUGAAAGGAUGUUGGCAACCAGACUGUCCCGGCCUCUCCUGAAUUUCUCUGUGAAAGCCCUGAAUGUGAAGGACCCAGGGAAUGGCUGCAGGCCUGUGCAAAGGUUUUGUUUCCCUCUCUUGUCCCCCUGUGGCAGCCGCUCUUAUGCAAGUGAAGUGGAUCAGAUUGGCAGCAGAGCCGUGCUUAUAACAGGUUGUGAUUCAGGGUUUGGAUUUGCCUUGGCCAAGCACCUGCACACUAAAGGCUUUAUUAUUUAUGCUGGUUGCCUGCAAAAGGAUAAGGGAGAGGGUGGCUCCAAGGAGCUCGACGACAUGAAGAGUGAUCGAAUGAGAACUGUCCAACUCAAUGUCUGCGAUAGCAAAGAAGUGGACCGCGCAGUGGAGCACGUGAACAGCAGCCUGGAGGAUCCCGAGAAAGGGCUCUGGGGGCUGGUUAACAAUGCUGGGAUCUCCACAUUCGGAGAGGUGGAGUUCACCAGCAUGGACACGUACAUGGAAGUAGCUGAAGUGAACUUGUGGGGGACAGUGCGAACCACCAAGGCCUUCCUUCCGCUCAUCCGCAGAUCCAAAGGUCGUGUGGUGAACAUCAGCAGUAUGAUGGGGCGCAUGGGCAGCCCUGCCCGCUCGCCCUACUGCAUCACUAAGUUUGGUGUGGAAGCCUUCUCUGACUGCCUGCGCUACGAGAUGCAGCCCCAGGGCGUCAUGGUCAGCAUCGUGGAGCCUGGAAACUUCAUCGCUGCCACAAAUCUGUACAGCCCCGAGAGAAUCAAAGCCAUAGCCGACAAGAUGUGGGAAGAACUCCCCGAGAUAGUGCGCAAGGACUAUGGCAGGAAGUACUUCGAUGAGCAGGUGAGCAAGAUGGAGACGUACUGCAACAGCGGCUCCACAGACACGUCGCCGGUCAUCGAGAGCGUCGCCCACGCGCUCACCGCCACAGCGCCCUACACCCGCUACCACCCCAUGGAUUACUACUGGUGGCUGCGCAUGCAGAUCAUGACGCACAUGCCUGCGGCCAUUUCCGACCGCCUCUAUGUCUAUUGAGGCCUCACACUCCUCGGCUACCAAGGUGGGAAAUUUAUUUUAAAGAGAGCAUUGUACACAGUUCCUAUUAGCCAUUUUAAAAAUUUUCUAACCUCAAUUCAGAGUACUGUAUUUUAGCUCUAAAGGGUUCAUUUAAACAUCUGACAUAACCUAAGGGGCAGUAAUUCACAGGGGAUACUUUGCGGGCAGGAAUAUAUUAUAUUUGUGCACAAACAUUGUUUCUUUGCUAUUUAUUUCAUGUAAUCCGUCUUUUUUUUUUUUGUCCACCUCAGCUGUCAAGCUAAAAUCAUUAUUUAAAUUACGAUUGCUCCAAAGUGUUUUCAUAACAAUUUUUGCUGGUGAUUGUACACAGUCUUUAGAAUUUCUGCCUAGGAUGCAGCCUUCACUCCAUAGGGUCCUCUGUUUUGUAGCAGUGAAUCGCUGCCUUCUGAUACUUAAGAGUGUCCAAUAGACUUUUCCAGGCCUAGUGACAGAAGCCCAAGGUAGAGCAGAAGCCCUUUUAAUUCGAGGAUCAGAACUGAAAACAUUCAAAGUGCUGAAACUGAGCAGGUGACCCUGUCCCUUCCUCUCUUAGAGUUU